AUGGCGGCCGAUCCAGGCUCCGACCUCGAGGAGGAAGCAGCCGACGUUCCCUACCUCCUCUGGACCUUACCCCAAGAGCUCCGCGACAUGAUCUACGAACUCGCCUGCGACUUCGAGGUCACCAUCUUCUCGACCACCAGAAAGUCCGCCGUCACGACGUGGAACCCCGCUGCCGACAUGCGACUCAAAGCCAAGCAGACUAACAUGGGACUGCUAUCGGCGUGCAAGCAGCUUCGUGUCGAGGCGCGGAAGGUCUGGUACAAGCACACCCUCUUCACGUUUUCCAGCCCCAUCGCAUGUGCGACCUGGUUCAAGCGCCACGUGCCGGCGCAGUUCCAGAGCGUCGUCAAGCACCUCCGAGUCACUUCUCCUGGCGCUGAAGGCAGAUGGUUUUCUCUCGUCAAGCAAGGCGGUCGAAUGCCUCUAGGCAGGCUUAUGGCAAUCGAAAUCAAGUAUCGAGCUAAGGAGACUCUUUUGAGUGUUCGGGCCCAGAUCCGUGAGCCCCUGCUGUCUGUGCUGCCGCCGGAUGCUUUGCAAGUAGAGAUGUUUGACAGCAAGUGGACGCCUGUCUGGACCUCGACGCCGGAUGAGGUGGAGUUGCCGAGGACUAAGAUGAAGCCGGCUAGGUAUUUCUUCCCAUACUACGCAAAUUGA
Molecule: messenger RNA, 654 nt
Organism: Zasmidium cellare ATCC 36951
Lineage: Eukaryota; Fungi; Ascomycota; Dothideomycetes; Mycosphaerellales; Mycosphaerellaceae
Exons: 1
Coding region: 1-654 (217 amino acids)
Source: RefSeq, a predicted model, not a curated record